Monascus purpureus is the source of this 2346-nucleotide messenger RNA. The record is from the annotation of a GenBank genome assembly. Lineage: Eukaryota; Fungi; Ascomycota; Eurotiomycetes; Eurotiales; Aspergillaceae.
CUCUACUCCAUAUCUUCUUUUCCUACUAUUGAUCUCCAUUACUAUUGAGUUUCUUUUUUCACUUUUUAAUACAAGUUUUCAGAAAUCGGAUUAGUUGUACAUGCCAAGAAGAACUGACCCUUUUUUCGAAGCCAUCUCGUCCGAUUGCUCAUGUUUGUCCGAGAACAAGAGCUUCUCUGGUAACCUGUGCAAUGGUACGCGUCCUACGUCCAACAUCUUUCUCAAUUGGGCUCUAACGAUUGCGUUUCUCUUUUUGUGUUUGCUUCAUUUAGGCGUCCUUUCUCCGGCAGAUCGUUGCAGGACCUAGAUUGCAGCAUCCAGAGGCUGGGUUGGACCUUUGCUACGUGACUGACAAUAUCAUAGCGACCUCAGGGCCCUCGGCGGCCUACCCCCAACGCGCUUACCGCAACCCUCUUGACGCGCUCGUGAACUUUCUAGACUCCAAGCAUGGCCAGGACUGGUGCAUUUGGGAAUUUCGCGCCGAAGGGACUGGAUAUCCUGAUUCAGAGGUCUGUGGGCGGAUCCAUCACUUUCCAUGGCCGGAUCAUCAUCCGCCACCGUUUGCCCUCAUUCCUGCCAUCAUGGGGAGUAUGCGGAAUUGGCUUCGAAGACUUGACGGUAACCAGGGUGAUAAUGACAGCGGCAAAGGGAAGAGGGUUGCCGUCGUGCAUUGCAAAGCGGGCAAAGGGCGCAGUGGGACGGUUGUGUGCAGCUACCUUAUCAGCGAGGAAGGGUGGGAGAUGGAGGAUGCGCUGAAACAGUUUACGAAGAGAAGGAUGAGAACAGGCUUUGGUGCCGGUGUGAGUAUCCCGAGUCAACUGCGAUGGGUCAAAUACGUCGAUCGCUGGACCAACGAGAUGGGCAAGCGAUACAUUGAGCGGCCGGUGGAGAUAUUAGAGCUACAUGUUUGGGGCCUCAGGGAUGGGGUCAAGGUUGCUGUGGAAGGAUUCAUUGAUCAGGGCAAAAAGAUCAAGUGCUUCCAUCUGUUUCACAGAAGUGAGUGGAUGGUCGUUGAUGAUGGGAAGAAGCCGACGGUUUCCUCGGAGAAAAAGAAGCAGAAGAAGAAUGGCAAGAAUCAUAAUAAGAACAGUGACGAUGACAAAAACAGUAAUAGAACGAACGACAAGGGUGCAACGAAGCCUUCUCCCAGUUUGACAACGACUUCCACCCCCUUGAACCCCGUCACAGUCACCUCACCGUCUACGACAGAGACUCCUUCAUCCGCGGAAACUGGCAUCUCAGCUGUCCUCCUCCGACCUAGCAACCCGCUCAUUCUUCCUUCCUCAGACGUGAACAUUGAUUUCGAACGCCGCAGUAAAGCGCCGCACACGGGCUGGACAUUUGUAACGUCCAUCGCCCAUGUCUGGUUCAAUGCCUACUUCGAGGGCGGCGACAAGCACGACUCAGGCGUCUUCGAAACCAACUGGGAUUGCAUGGAUGGUAUCAAGGGUACUAGUCAAAAGGGGAUCAAAGCAUUGGAGCGUCUGAAAGUAGUAUGGCGGUACCCGCCAUCUCCACCCCCAGAAACCCCGGAGGAAAUGAAGGCAGAGCGAAAGGAAGAACCAGGAUACGGACAAGUCCUAGCGGAGCCGAAACCAGGGGAGCCCAUUCCGGAAACACGGGCAGCGAAUUGGCGCGGUCAGGACCCAGUGUAUACUGGUUUUGAUGAUGGGAUUUGCAGUGACAAUGACAAAGGCAACGCGAAGGGUGCAGAGCCAUCUACGAAUGAGGGGGGAGACACCUCUAUUCCCAGUCGGGCUCUUACAGAAACAGCCCACCAUCCUUACCUUCAGGUCGAUGCCCCCGAGGAUACCGGACUCACUGCUGGAUCUGAACAUUCAUAUCUCACGGGCCUCAGUACGGCCGCAGCAUCCGCCGCAUCGACAACGGCAAAUUUGCUACGAUCAGUUGAAAGGGAUCUGGUGUUACGGAAGCAGGCUUUCGAGAGCAACGAUGUUAGCCUUGCCAAUAGCGCCGAUGACUUGCAACAACACUCCGAUCCAAGCGCGAUUGAGAAGGGGGGAGAGAAAGAAAAUGCUGAUAAUAAUACCAAUGACAAUAAUACUAAUGAUAAUAACCAGAGCGCAAACGGAGACCACGAAGGUGUACAGUCUUAUUUUGGGAAUGAUGGAAAUGGGGGAGUGGGCGCAUCAAGCCAAAGUCAAGCAAAAUGACAGAUGAAGACAGAAGUCUAUAGUGGUCAAUUUGCAAUAACCCAAUUUAUUACAAACCAUGCACUGCUGCCAGUUCAGCCUGCCACUCUGUAUGUGGAGUAUACUCAGCGAUAAUAGUUAUACCUUAGAGCUCUGUGAAUACAGGAGGUCACCUGAUUGCGACAGUCUUCCU